CCUCAGCGACGCCCCCCGCGUGCCCCGGGACGGUCCCUGUGGGGCGAGCGGGGGUCCUGCGACCCCCCUUUCCCCGGCCGGGCCAGUGCCCCGGGCCCCUCCCCUGCCCCGGGUCCGUGCGCUGCGGCCGCCGGGAAGGAUGCGGCACGGAGGGCUGCCGGUGAAGCCCUGGCCCUUUGGGGUCGGAUGUGGUGCAAUGAGGAGGCCACAAGCAAAGGCUGUCUGCUAAUUGCUGCCCGAAUAUAAAUGGGAAACGAAACGGUGUUUGUGCACGGGAAAAAUAAUGUGGCUUUUCUGUGAAAAGCUUAGCGCGGCCUCCCGUUACAGGAGGUGAACGUCAAAAAGUGACGUGACUGACUGCGAAGUCAGGAACCACAUGGAGAUGUGUGAUGGAUAUAGGGGAUAGAACUGUAAAUGUCUUUAGCAGCCGUGGUGCAGGUCGAACGUGGGAAGAAGCAGCUUCCAGAAAGGACCACCUUUUGUUCUGUGCUUUGGAAAUACUGCAUGUGUGUCAGGGUUUUUUUUAAACAUACGGGGUUUGAAACAUACAGCAUUUAAACUCGAGGACUUUCUCCUGUCUUAUGCAGAGCAGAGAACCAGAGACAUUUGACAUGUUUGUCAUCUUUGAUAUAAGAGCAGAGACCACAAUGUGGCAUUCAGAAAAAAAAAACCAAAGAGAAGGAGGUCGGUAAGGGUGACAGGUUGGUUCCCUGCAGUUUUCUAUUGAGAGCACUCAUUUAUUGGGGUUUAUUCUGUUCUUUCUUCCCAGGGAAUUUGAAAUAAGCAGCAUCAGACAAACAGGUUCCACUUAACCAAAACAAUGUUUGCAGAUUUGGACUAUGAUAUUGAGGAAGAUAAGCUGGGCAUCCCCACUGUACCUGGGACAGUGACCCUGAAGAAGGACUCUCAGAACCUGAUUGGGAUCAGCAUUGGGGGAGGAGCACAGUACUGCCCCUGUCUCUAUAUUGUUCAGGUGUUUGAUAACACUCCAGCAGCCUUAGAUGGCACCGUAGCAGCUGGCGAUGAAAUCACAGGAGUGAAUGGGAAGUCUGUCAAAGGGAAGACCAAGGUGGAGGUGGCCAAGAUGAUACAGAUGGUAAAGGGAGAAGUGACUAUACACUACAACAAGCUUCAGGCUGACCCAAAGCAGGGCAAGUCUUUGGAUAUUGUAUUGAAGAAGGUAAAGCAUCGACUGGUGGAGAACAUGAGCUCAGGCACAGCGGAUGCCCUGGGGUUAAGCCGAGCCAUACUUUGCAAUGAUGGGCUAGUGAAGAGAUUAGAGGAGCUGGAGAGGACUGCAGAGUUAUACAAAGGCUUGACAGAGCACACCAAGAGUCUUCUCAGGGCUUUCUUUGAGCUGUCUCAGACACAUAGAGCAUUUGGAGAUGUUUUCUCUGUCAUUGGUGUAAGGGAGCCACAACCAGCUGCCAGUGAAGCCUUUGUGAAAUUUGCUGAUGCCCAUCGCAACAUUGAGAAGUUUGGGAUUCACCUUCUGAAAACAAUUAAGCCGAUGCUUACUGACUUGAAUACGUAUCUGAAUAAAGCCAUUCCUGACACAAGGCUGACUAUCAAAAAAUACCUGGAUGUCAAGUUUGAAUAUCUGUCUUACUGCCUGAAAGUCAAAGAGAUGGAUGAUGAAGAGUACAGCUGCAUUGCUCUGGGUGAACCCCUCUACCGGGUCAGCACUGGGAACUACGAGUACCGCCUUAUCCUGCGUUGCCGUCAGGAGGCUCGCACGCGCUUUGCCAAGAUGAGGAAGGACGUGCUGGAGAAAAUAGAGCUCCUGGACCAGAAACACGUGCAGGACAUCGUGUUCCAGCUCCAGCGUUUCGUCUCCACGAUGUCCAAGUACUACGACGACUGCUAUGCCGUGCUCCGAGAUGCAGAUGUCUUUCCCAUUGAGGUGGACCUUGCCCGCACAACUCUCAACUAUGGGCAAAAGGACACAUACACAGACGGGGCAGAAGAAGAAGGAGAAAGUGAGAGAGAGGGUAGCGGGAAGGAGGAUGCAAAUGGAGAAAAGCUCAUUGAUGAUGCCUGAGUGUGCCGGCAUGGCCAGAGGAAAGACUUUGCAGACUGUUAUGAAAACAUGUAUUUCAUGUGGCGAUUCAUCCUCUGUGAUUUCAAUGUAUGUCCAGCCUGGGAUUCCUCCUCUGCUUUGGGUGAGGGUAGCUGGUUGGAUUGGAACCAACCUCUGCUUUCCUCACUUUUCCUUUGCUUGUUUGCCUGGAUAUUCUUUUUUGCCCCCAGAGACUUCUACUACCCAACUUGGGUACCGAGGUGUGGGGAGGAAAACUCCCUACCACACUGCCAUGUGACUCUGGGCAGACAGGACUCUGCUGAGCACGUGGGAAGCACCGCUCCCCUCUGGCACAUGGAAGCCAGCUAAUGAUUUGGAGCUCUGUCCUCCCCUUGUGCUCUGGGAAGUGUUAGCAUCAGCCAUUGUUUUAUUCACCCCACCACUCGCUGUCUCUAAGCUCCUUCUAUGGAGCCACCUUAGAACUGUGAUGGAAAUAUCCCAUCCUUAAACUACAGAGGAGAGAUGGGAAGCCUUGAGGAGAGAGGAAGACAUGCACUUUAGGCAGAGGCUUUGAGAUUUUUUUAGUGCAAAGCAUUACUAGCAUGCCACCCCAUGCUCUCCUCUCUGCACAACCAUUUUGUGCUGCCUUUGGACCAGCCAUCAACAGUAGCUAACAUCCCAUUCCCCAGCACAAGGGAAGAAGGAAAAGGAAACCUGAGGUAGGUGAGGCUGCUUGUUUCCUUUUCUCUUCCCCUCCCUCCAUCCCUGUGGGCCAACCCCAGAUGCAGAUGGCACUUUCUCUGUUAGUGGGCAGCACAACUGCCAGGAGUGGUGUGCUUCUCGGGGCAAGGGUUUUGACUUCUCUGUCAUUACAUUCUAGUGGUCAUGAGAGAAGUUAUUUAAGGGCAUUAAUUUAUGAUCGAGAUGGUUUGGUUUGGUUUUUCUCUUUGAUUUGUUAUUGGAGCUUCUUCAUCUCAGCGGGUAUCUGCAAGAAAGCCAUCCAUGGUCAAGCUGCUCUAAAAAAUGUAGAUGGACUCCGGUGUACUGACUGUUGUCUCUAAUAAAGAAAAAUGUGACAUUCCA
Molecule: messenger RNA, 3103 nt
Organism: Pseudopipra pipra
Lineage: Eukaryota; Metazoa; Chordata; Aves; Passeriformes; Pipridae
Gene: PICK1
Product: protein interacting with PRKCA 1
Exons: 12
Coding region: 821-2041 (406 amino acids)
Biological process (GO): positive regulation of receptor internalization; regulation of Arp2/3 complex-mediated actin nucleation; receptor clustering
Cellular component (GO): neuron projection; postsynaptic density; synaptic vesicle
Molecular function (GO): protein kinase C binding; phospholipid binding; protein domain specific binding
Source: RefSeq, a predicted model, not a curated record